CAACCGCGAGCAAUAUACACGACCGUCGGGCUAAGAUCGAGCAUCCAUAUAUUCUAGCAAUAUUAUUUGUGUGCACACAAGUCUAGCGAUAAACUAAGUGCUAAAGAGAGUUCAUACUUGUCACAGGAACAGUAUGUCUAAAAACAAUUCAAAAUGCCUUUAAGAUCAGUCUAGUGGCAGACAUUUUCAUGAGUCGCGCAUGCGUUAUUUUAUAUUUUAUCGUGAAUACAAGAGGAAGCGAAUGUGAAAAACCGCAAAUAGAUUCGCUUGAAAUCGUAACACGCUUUACGUCGCAGACGCAAGUUAUUUUCGCGUUUGAGUUGCUGUUCGCCAAUGCAUGGAAGUGCGCUUUGUGAUGAAAAAUGGUUAGGUGCUUGAUUCCAGUUUUGCUUGGGCGAUGAUUAAAUGUAACGAAAAAAGUGUCAACACGAUGGCAUCAAUGAGAAAUGUCUUGACAUCAAUAGUGCUGAUAGCUGGAUGCAUCUUAUCUUUAGUUGAAACACGUCGGAGCUCGCCAUUAUUAGUAGAAGAUGAGGGAGCUCGACGAAAUAGACCAGCCGAAUGCCUUUUUGGCAAAACACUCCGAGAACUUGGAUCUACUUGGUUCGCUGAUCUAGGACCGCCGUUUGGAGUCAUGUAUUGCAUAAAAUGCGAGUGUGUUCCCGUACAAAAAAAACGGAGAAUAGUGGCACGCGUACAAUGUCGAAAUAUUAAACACGAAUGUCCCAAACCAACAUGUGAAGAACCCAUCCUUCUUCCUGGAAGAUGCUGUAAAAGUUGUCCGGGCGAUUUUCAAAGUCCUGAUGUCGUCCAUGAUCUCCCGCAGACCAUACCAGAAGAAGAAGAGCGCAGUAAACAUUUUGCGGCUCUACUGACAGGUCGAACAUCUUCGAUAUUAAAACGUGACGAUAUGAAAUCAAUGUAUUCUACCAUCAAUCCUCUGAAUAUUGUGGCUACAGGUCGCUUCGUAUUCCAUAAAAAGAACUUAUACUAUAGUUUCUAUAUUUCGGAUAAGGCCACUCGCCCGAGAGCUAUUCAAUUUGUUGAUAACCAAGGAAAUAUUUUAGAGGAACAUCCACUGGUGAUACCUACAGAGGGACCAUUUAGUCUGUAUCAAAAUGCAACUGGAAAAAUAUGUGGAGUAUGGCGUAGAGUUCCUCGAGACUACAGAAGGUUACUCAGAGAUGAUAUGAUGAAUGUUGUUCUCCUUUGGGGUGGUAAAUAUCAAGCCGAACUGGCUAUUGCUGGACCAAUUGGAAAAUAUCCAGCUUUACCACAAGAACUAUUUAGUUCAUUACUUGAACCGGCACCUGGUACGCAUCCAGAACAAAUGAACGGAGCUGGAGGGACUGCAAUUGUAUCAACGAAGAGCGGAGUAACUCCAUCAAUAUAUUUGACAAUUGUUCUGAAUGGAGUUUUCGCUGUGGAUGAUAUCAUCGACGUGCCAUUAAAUAUCCGUUUGGAAUUGCUUAACAAAGAACAAAUAGUUCUUGAAGAUACACAACGCGUCAAGAAACCAGCACACGACAUAAAUAUUAUUGAAGUAGCUUCCCCACUAUCAGUAAACGAUCUUAGACUUCUUACCCGAGGAAAAUUAACGAUAACUGUUGAAUCGAAACGAAACCCUGAUGAACUCAGAAUACAGGGACUAAUUCAAACGCGAGUAAGUUGCGAAAUAUUUCAGACGCUGCUUUCAUCUCAUAACCCCACUUCCCAAACGGAUAGCAGUGGAUUAGCAUGGAUGUAUUUGAACAAAGAAGGAUCACUGGUAUAUAAUUUGAAAACUCAUAAUUUGCCUACGAACAGCAAUCCAGUGAUAACGCUGAUAGAUGAUAGUUCUAAACGAAAAACAGAAAUCGAAGAUCAGAAUUUUAUUUCAGAUCAUGUCACUGGAAUAGUAGAAAAAAUGGGACCUCGUAUAAUAGAACCCCUGUUUUUGGGAGAUUUGGCCAUCAAUGUUGCAAACGAUAUGAAUCUCAAUGCCCUCCAUGGCAAAUUUGUAUCUAGACCAGUAGCCGAUUCUCGAGAUUCUAAUGCUCCGUAUUUGCUGAAACGCGUAAGUCAUUCUAGCAUACCGUUUCAUUCAGUUGGUAUGGCCUGGAUUGCCGUUGAUAACGAGUGCAAUUUACACUACGAAGUGACACUAGCUAGUGUAUCCAGUACAUUUCAUCCUUUGCAGCUAUUUAUUGAGGAGCUUCCAAUAGAAGCCAUAAACGCUCCUGUAAGUCGAACACCCCUUGAGGACUUCAACACAAGCUAUGUUGAAGGAUUUGUAUUAGCAAUGCCAGCUACAGAGCUUUCUAAAUUAGAAACAAGUGUUAUUUAUUUAGAAGUUCGUUCGAAAUCACACGAUGAACCGAUAUUACGAGCUAAAAUGAAUUCCAUUAAAGUGCCCAAUCACUGCACCGGAAAUCAAUAUAACGACAAUGAUGUGCAAAACAAUUCUUUCGUGUCUUCACCGCAUAAUGAUAACAAUCUUCCAACUGGUGAAACAAAAUGUUACCAAUCUUAA
This is a messenger RNA of Uranotaenia lowii, 2512 nucleotides long. RefSeq names its product dorsal-ventral patterning protein Sog (gene sog). The transcript is spliced from 6 exons. Gene Ontology annotation, molecular function: protein binding. Bases 398 to 2512 code for a protein of 704 amino acids. The record is from RefSeq and is a predicted model, not a curated record. Lineage: Eukaryota; Metazoa; Arthropoda; Insecta; Diptera; Culicidae.